GAGGAUCAUCGUGGAGAUUCGGUGAAGGUGAAUCACAGACAGAAACAGAGAGACAGAGAGAGAGAGAGAGAGAGAGAGAGGGGCAGGAGGGAGCAGCACUUAUUACAUGAGUCUCCUCCUCGUCUCCACACCUCAGCUGACAAGUCGAGCGAGCCUGCAACUUCACCGCUGACAGCACAACUAAACUCGUAAAGGACAAAACAGAGGAAGAAACACGCAGAGAGGCGUUAAGAGUUUCCAGAGGGGACCAUAGUUUGCAACAACGCGGAACCCACAAGGCUAUGGACAGGAGGAUGAACUUGAACGGCGGCGCAGCGGACAUUUUUCACAAAACUCUGAGCGCCGUGUCCACUAAAAAAAUGGACCCUUUCAGAUCGUCGGCCGGCAUUGAACUACCAGCUAGAGACCGCCAGUCACCGAUCAGCUGCUUUGACCAGACCGAUCCAGACCCGAUUCAGCCGGGUGGACUGGCGGGAGGUAGAGGGGGGCAGCUGGGUCUGCCGACUGGAUCUUUGUGCGUCAAGUACGGAGAAAGUGCAAACAGGACCUCGGCGGCGGAGAGCAGCGGCGGAGAGCAGAGCCCCGACGAUGACAGUGACGGCAGGUGCGACAUGGUUCUUCUAGCCGACGGGCGGACGAUGGCCGGGGGGAAAGCAGAAGGAGGUAAGAAAACCAAAGAGCAGAAAUUACUGAGGCUAAACAUCAAUGCCAGAGAAAGACGACGGAUGCACGAUCUGAACGACGCGCUGGAUGAGCUCAGAGCGGUCAUCCCCUACGCGCACAGCCCGUCAGUGCGGAAACUCUCCAAAAUCGCCACUUUGCUGCUCGCCAAAAACUACAUCCUCAUGCAGGCGCAAGCGCUGGAGGAGAUGAGGAGGCUAGUGGCGUAUCUCAACCAGGGCCAAGCCAUCUCUGCUGCCUCAAUACCGGCCACCACUGCGCUCGCGGCACCCGGCUUGGGCGCAUACGAACAACCGCCCGGAUACCCCUUCUCCACCGGGGUGGCUGCGUCCUCCUGCCCCGAUAAAUGUGCCCUAUUCAACAACGCCACCUCCAGCCUCUGCAAACAGUGCACUGACAAGCCUUAACUGCGCCUGACAAAGACUCAAGAGAAGCACAUGAGAGAACAGACACCACUUUUAAGAACACUUUUGGAGAGGAAAACCUGUGAGGCCACUGUUGCUGAAGUCAGUAGGCUAGAGACAAAGAAGUAAUGCCGACGAAUACUUUUAUAAUAUUUACUAAAUGCAUUCAAAACGCUCUUUUGUUCAAACAAUACUUGAUUGUGUAUAUAAAUCAUCCUUAAAGUGCUGGUAUGAAUGACAGUGAAGACCAAACAGAAGUACAGUAGGCCUGUAAGAGUGGCUGAAAGUGUUGAGUGAGUUGUUGAACACUUGCUCUUGUUAUGGACCCUUUUGGAGAUUUUGGUGACCUGACAACUCGCGACCUUUUCACUUGAAUAGAUGGACACCUUCUUGGAGAGUUAGUCCAACCUCACUUUUCUGCUGCUUCCUCAUUCAUUUCCGAGUUUUCUUUGACUCACCUCAGAGACUUUUUUUUUUUUUUUGCUGAUUGCUUACUGGUUCAAGGCCUGUUGUCAUGAACUUUGCUGUUGAGCACGUGGAAUGUCAUGAACAGGGCAGAGUUAAAUGAAAUAGAUGACAAGUUAAGUGGUUUAAUCAGUCAGAUAUUUAUGUGCUAAUCCAGACACUUGUUAAUAGCUGCGCACGCCUAUUACAAUUCUUUUUUGGGGGAGGGGGCACUGUGAUAUAAUAAAAUUUCAGAAAAAUUUAGAAAACCUGAAUCAAGGUUCAUCAGGUGUUUCGAUGUGUCUUUUGUAAUUUAUUAAUUUGGAUAUUUAUAUUGGAUAUUUCGCUUGCAUUGCACAUUGUAGUUUCUCCUUAGUUGCUGUAUUUUCUUUGCGUUUUCUCUCACAAAAUGAUCGAGGUCUUCAGAUUAAUCGCGUUGUCAGGUCAAGCUGUGGAUUACUGUAGAUACCUUAGUUAUUAUAUGAGCAAAGAGGGCCAUUUGUAUGUAUUUCAGUGUUGAAAAGCUUUAUUAAAAUAUUUUGAACAACAGAAAUACUUCUGAUUAUUCAUCUAAUGCGAGGGGUAGUGGAAAUAGAACCACAUUUAACUUUUAUUUUAUGUCACUAGAAUUUUC
Messenger RNA from Lates calcarifer (barramundi perch), 2163 nucleotides. It is a transcript of the gene bhlhe22, whose product is annotated as basic helix-loop-helix family, member e22. Gene Ontology annotation, molecular function: protein dimerization activity. Bases 282 to 1088 code for a protein of 268 amino acids. The record is from RefSeq and is a predicted model, not a curated record. The transcript has a single exon. Lineage: Eukaryota; Metazoa; Chordata; Actinopteri; Centropomidae.